AUGGAACUGGCUGAUAUGAACGAUCGUGAUUCUCAGCCCAAGAAAUUUGUCGCCUGGGCCUUAUUUGACCUGCGCAAGUUUCUCCCGCCAUCAUUCAAUGGUGCAGAACAUGCGCCAUCUAUACGACUAGGCAAAACACCCAUUGUUGUGAAGGAUGGUUUGGUCCGAAAUCUCGAGAACUACAAAUAA
Messenger RNA from Penicillium malachiteum, 189 nucleotides. RefSeq lists its product as uncharacterized. The record is from RefSeq and is a predicted model, not a curated record. The coding region runs from base 1 to 189 and encodes 62 amino acids. Lineage: Eukaryota; Fungi; Ascomycota; Eurotiomycetes; Eurotiales; Aspergillaceae. The transcript has a single exon.